UUGAAAGUAUUCUAUUUUGCCUCUAUUUUCACAGGAGAAAAAUUGAGGGAGAUCCCUGAGCCUGAGCUCCACAGGAAGGGAAUUUGAAGAACUGAGCCAUAUAGUAACAAGAGAAGGCAGUAUUGACAAACUGAACAUCAACAAAUCAUCAGGCCUGAUGGCAUCCAGCCAAAGGAACCUGGUGAAAAAUGGUGGAUCGUUUGGCAAACAGUGAAGCAAAUACUAGGCGAAUAAGCAUAGUGGAAAACUGUUUUGGAGCUGCUGGUCAGCCUCUGACCAUUCCUGGCCGUGUCCUCAUUGGUGAAGGAGUAUUAACAAAGCUGUGCAGAAAGAAACCAAAAGCAAGGCAGUUUUUUUUAUUCAAUGAUAUCCUUGUUUAUGGUAACAUUGUUAUCCAGAAGAAGAAAUAUAAUAAGCAACAUAUCAUUCCUCUGGAAAACGUCACUAUUGAGUCUAUCCAAGAUGAGGGGGAUUUGCGGAAUGGAUGGCUUAUCAAGACUCCAACUAAAUCUUUUGCAGUAUAUGCUGCUACUGCCACAGAAAAAUCUGAAUGGAUGAACCACAUAAAUAAAUGUGUUUCUGAUUUAUUGUCCAAAAGUGGGAAGACACCCAGUAAUGAGCAUGCAGCUGUCUGGGUGCCCGACUCUGAAGCCACUGUAUGCAUGCGCUGCCAGAAAGCAAAAUUUACCCCUGUGAAUCGUCGACACCACUGUCGGAAAUGUGGAUUUGUUGUAUGCGGACCCUGCUCUGAAAAGAGGUUUCUUAUUCCCAGUCAGUCUUCCAAACCUGUGCGAAUCUGUGACUUUUGUUAUGAAUUCCUUUCCAUGGGAGAGAUGUCAACAUGCCAGCCCACAAGAUCAGACUCUUACAGUCAGUCACCAAAGCCUCCUUUAAAUGACAUAUCAGAUGAUGAUGAUGAUGAUGACAGCAGUGACUAAGUAAUGGAAGAUAAUGUUUUGAUAUUACAGUUGGUUGAGUUGUUGUAUGAGAAACCUCUAGUUACAAGUCCUUCUGAGAAAUCUAACCCAGCCAUUAAAUUUGCCUGAAAAACCUUUGAAUCAUAUGUGCCUCAAUAUUUGAAUCUCCUAAAUAUGUCAUUACUCUUUCUGCAGGGAUAGACUGUUGCAAAUGUUUUCCAGCCACGUAUACUUGAUUUUCUUUCUAAGAGUGAAUUGAUCAGCCACGCUUUCCUCUUCUCUGAACAGGAAGAUUAGAAAAUAUAGCACAGUUUUUCAGUUUAUACUAACAAAUAUCCCAUACUAUGACUUCUUUUAAUAUUAGAAUGGGGAAAUUAAACCUGCAUGAAACUCUGGUAGUUUGGUUAGCAGAUUGAAAAGGACGUCUAACCAAACUUUGAAACUGAUAGUUUACUUUGAUUCUAUAUAAAUUCAUUCUGAAAUGUUAGUAAUUUUUAAAAAGCAAUGCAAAAUGUCAUACACCAAGCAGUGCCUUGUAAAGACUGCACUGUUGCAGGAAAAAAAUAACCUUGCACCUCUGGCAUGUGAUAAACUAAGAAACAGUUGGUGCUGUUAGGAUUAAUUGCUGUUGUAUAAUAGGAUUUCAGUAGUAAGGGCUGUGACUGCAUCUCUAGAAUUGAAGGCUGUCCAGCAGCUCCUUGCACAAAGUCAUUUUCAUUAAGAUGCUACAUGAAGACAAUUCAACACUAUUGUGCAACGAUUAUUGUGAGGUGAUCAUAAAAUGAAUAAAACAAAUGGGGGCUUUUAAGAAAUUCAAACAGAUUUGGUAUCUAAACUACUUUCAAACUUAUAUGAUAUUUUAAAAUGUUUAUCAGGUAUGGUUAAUUGAAAACUUUUGUCUCAGAUCAUGUUAUUUGCUGUAAUGUUUUGAUUUGAUAUUUAAAUCCUUAGAUAAUUCACUAACCCUUUUAAACUUUAGGAAGUGGAUUUAAAAAAUAGACUGUGUUCUAAAAGCACAAAUUGGGAGAGUGGGCUAGCUAUUUGUUUGAAGAAAAAAAAAACAUUUGUACACAACUGACCUCAAGAUGUAAAUGAAUUGCAGGUGACUUUAUUUUAAAUGUAUAAAUCCAAGACCUGGACAAAUAAUGCAAAAGGUGUUUCCAGUAAAGAAUUUACUUUUUACAAUAUUCUUUCUAUAAUGGCGUUAAUUUUAGAGAAAUGUCAACUUAGCUACGAAGUUUUGUAAAAUCCCAAGACAUAUCUCUAUUUUUAUAUAAUAGUAUGUUUAGUUGUUUUACAUAGAAAUCUCUUGACAGAAUUGUGUGGGGAUUCAGUAGCACCUGAGAGUUUAUAAAUACAGUAACAUAUUGAAUAUUGUUUGUGCAAAAAUUAUAUUGAGUAAUGUGCUUAAUAAGUAACAGUUCUGCACUGUUUUCUCUUCUGCCUGUUUGACUAUAUUUAUUAAAUAAACCAUCAGAUCUGCAUCUGUGAACUUGUCUUCCACUCUAUACUCUGGUGGGAUAAAUGGUAUAAUAUCUGAAUUGGGGAAAAAAAUCAGAUGAGGAGAAUAGCCAUAAGGUGAUGAAGAGUGGGCUCAGUUGACUUGCUGAGUCUGUGGAGCAGCAGCAGCUGAACUGGGUAGAUUAUGAGAAUUCAGAAUGAUAGAUUUCCAGAUAAUAUUGAAAUGCUUAAACAAUGCUAAUAGGAAAGGGCCCUUGUAUUGAUUCUGGUAGCAGUCCAGAGGGGUGUAAACUCCUACACAUGAUCUAUGAAACUCUCAGGUCUCCCACAACAUUUCUACCUGCUCCUUGAAUUUUAAAAUUCAAGAAACUCGGGAUUUGAGAACACAAUAUUUAAAAGUUUCAUAUAUAUUAUAGUAAAGGUAUUUUUUAAUAGAAUGACCAUUUCUAGUGUACUAAAAUAUACACAGCAAUUUCAUUCACAUGAUAAUUAACUUCAGUGAGACUUGUCUUUAUGCAGCUAUGAGGAGAUUGAAGACUUCCUCUUUAUGUUAACCAAAGUUUAGUGUAUUGUCUGAACCCUAUACUGUAUUGUGGUUAAUCUUACAGGCAAACCAUAUAAA
Molecule: messenger RNA, 3000 nt
Organism: Python bivittatus (Burmese python)
Lineage: Eukaryota; Metazoa; Chordata; Lepidosauria; Squamata; Pythonidae
Gene: PLEKHF2
Product: pleckstrin homology and FYVE domain containing 2
Biological process (GO): endosome to lysosome transport; endosome organization
Cellular component (GO): early endosome
Molecular function (GO): phosphatidylinositol binding; metal ion binding
Source: RefSeq, a predicted model, not a curated record